This is a messenger RNA of Sapajus apella (tufted capuchin), 8487 nucleotides long. RefSeq names its product EMAP like 6 (gene EML6). Bases 1763 to 6592 code for a protein of 1609 amino acids. The transcript has 38 exons. Gene Ontology annotation, molecular function: microtubule binding. The record is from RefSeq and is a predicted model, not a curated record. Lineage: Eukaryota; Metazoa; Chordata; Mammalia; Primates; Cebidae.
AUUACCACGUGGAAAUCUAUGGGUGAUUUACUAAAUAAGGUAAGACCACGAAUCCCUCCCUGUAUUUUUCCCUUGUUGCUUUAGAAUCAGAGGACCCUGAUGAACACUCCCCACUCGUGACAACUUCCUAAAUUAUAUUUGCUCACUUAAAGGAAAAUAUAUUUCAAAAGCAUAUAAAGUGAUUAGCCCUCACCUUAAUUAUUGAUUGAUUUGUGUUAAUCAUCCACAGUAGUUUGACAGAAUAUUAGAACUAGUUAAUCAUCAGAUUCAUCUUAUAGGUACUUCUCAAAUUUCAGUAUGCCCAUCACUUUCUGGGGGAUCAUGCUAAAAUGCAGAUUCUGGCUCCAUAGGUCUGGGAUGAGGUCACUGCAGCUCAUCAAUGGCCCAUAAUUUGAACAGGAAAGGUGUAGAUAAUUAUUACUCUUACAUUAGUUGGUAAGGUAGAUUUUCCUCAUUCUUCAUGUUGAGGUUCAGUGUCUUACCUCCACAUCAGUGUCAUGAACUCUUAAGAUACAGUCAGAAACCAUCGAUAACCACAUACCUUCGGGCGGUCUGCUCUGUAAAAACAAGGACAAACUUCUUACCACUCUGCUCUCUUUUGACACAUACGAAAAUGUCAACACAAGACUGUUGUAUCUACAGAUGAUGAAAUUGUCCCUACAAAUGGGAAGAUGAUGUAAAAGGUAAAGCCUAUCAUAGUGAAUGGAAAUUGGGUAAAGAUGUUAUUGGAAACAAACCUUUAGCUUGUCACCUCCAGAUUGAUUCCCUAUACCUUUAAUAUCAGGAAGAGUUUAAGCAACUCUUAGAAAGAGCUAUGACAUUUCAGAUCUUUCACUGUAUGUUGCAGACGAAUUUUCUUAGCUUUACUAAUUACGAAACAGCUCUUAAGAGGUCAGUAUUUGUCCUCAUUCAUAAAAGCAGCUGCCUUAGUAACCUAAUUUUUCUUUUUAUACUGCAUCUUAUGUCAACAUUAUAUUCUUGCAGCACUUUUGAACAAACCAAAUUAAGUAUUUUCCUGUGGAAGAGCAUCUUUAAAUUAUAAAACUGUUUCCCAUGUGAAAAAAAAAAUCUUCAAAUGAUGCUUAACAAGCUAACACAAAUGCUAUUUACAUUUUCAAUUAGGUUCAAGUGGUACCUUUGUGAGCUCACUGAGGUACAUUUCAGGCACUUUUGUGCCUAUAAAAGUGUUUGUUUCUAGCCUCAUAUCUCUAGUUAAUUGUUUUAGGCAGCAACUUACAUGAGACACCUCCAUAGUUGUCUUUUCUCUAAGGCGACUUAUCACAUAAAAGAAUUUAUGAUUCCCAUAUCUGCAUUAAUUAUAUUUUUUAAUUAAAAAAAUAAACUGCCAUCUUUUUCGUAGUGGUAAAAGAGCACUUGAACUAGUUUGCUUUAUUACAUUUUUUUAAUGUAGCUGAGAUGAACAGUAUUAUGAAUGGCUUCUUGGUCCAUUGUCAGCAUUUCAACAGAGAACAAGGCGGUUAUAUUUUUGUUUUUGCCUUGUUAUGUUUUAAAAUCUACAUUCAACUGUAUUCAUUGUACUUAGGAUGGUUGCAGCAUUGAGUAUUACCUAUUUUAAUCAACAGGCUGGAAUCUUUAGCAUGUAUGUGUGUGAAGAAGGCUUUGCCACUGGUGGGCGAGAUGGGUGUAUACGACUAUGGGACACUGAUUUCAAAUCAAUAACCAAAAUUGAUCUCAGGGAGACAGAACAAGGAUAUAAAGGCUGUGGAGCCUGGCCGAUCAUGCCUUGAUUGCCCGCUGUAACAUGGAGGAGGCGGUUCGCAGUGUAGAUUUCAGCCCCGACGGAUCUCAGCUGGCCCUGGGCAUGAAGGAUGGCUCUUUCAUUGUUCUCCGAGUCAGAGAUAUGACGGAAGUAGUUCACAUCAAAGAUCGAAAAGAAGUCAUUCAUGAAAUGAAAUUUUCUCCAGAUGGUUCUUACCUUGCAGUGGGAUCCAAUGAUGGCCCAGUAGAUGUCUAUGCUGUUGCCCAGAGGUAUAAGAAAAUUGGAGAAUGCAACAGGUCCCUUAGCUUCAUCACGCACAUUGACUGGUCCUUGGAUAGUAAAUACUUACAAACUAAUGACGGUGCAGGAGAACGAUUGUUCUACAAAAUGCCAUCUGGGAAGCCUUUAACAAGUAAAGAAGAAAUUAAAGGGAUUCCUUGGGCUUCCUGGACAUGUGUGAAAGGCCCUGAAGUGAGUGGAAUUUGGCCCAAAUACACUGAGGUUACUGAUGUCAACUCAGUGGAUGCAAAUUACAGCAGCUCAGUGCUGGUGUCUGGAGAUGAUUUUGGACUGGUUAAAUUGUUUAAAUUUCCUUGUCUCAAGAGAGGUGCCAGAUUUAGAAAGUACGUGGGCCAUUCUGCACAUGUCACAAAUGUCCGCUGGUCCCAUGACUUCCAGUGGGUGCUGAGCACAGGAGGGGCUGAUCACUCGGUUUUCCAGUGGAGGUUUAUUCCAGAAGGUGUCAGCAAUGGCAUGCUGGAAACUGCACCCCAAGAAGGUGGAGCUGAUUCUUAUAGUGAAGAAUCUGAUUCAGAUUUAUCUGAUGUGCCCGAAUUGGACUCUGAUAUUGAGCAAGAAACUCAAAUCAAUUAUGAUCGCCAGGUUUACAAAGAAGAUCUACCUCAGCUAAAGCAACAAAGUAAAGAGAAAAACCACAUAGUGCCCUUCCUCAAACGAGAAAAGGCUCCCGAGGACAGCUUGAAACUCCAGUUCAUACACGGUUAUAGAGGCUACGACUGUAGAAACAAUCUGUUCUACACACAAGCUGGAGAAGUAGUCUACCACAUUGCUGCAGUUGCUGUCGUGUAUAACCGGCAGCAGCAUUCCCAGAGGCUGUACCUGGGGCACGAUGAUGACAUUCUCAGCCUGACCAUCCAUCCAGUGAAGGACUAUGUGGCCACUGGGCAGGUUGGAAGAGAUGCUGCUAUUCAUGUGUGGGACACACAAACUCUAAAAUGUUUGUCACUAUUGAAAGGCCAACAUCAGAGAGGUGUGUGUGCACUUGAUUUUUCAGCUGAUGGAAAAUGUCUGGUGUCGGUUGGUUUAGACGAUUUUCACAGUAUUGUAUUUUGGGACUGGAAAAAGGGAGAAAAGAUAGCCACAACAAGAGGACAUAAAGAUAAGAUAUUUGUGGUAAAGUGUAACCCACACCACGUCGACAAACUGGUUACCGUUGGGAUAAAGCACAUCAAAUUCUGGCAACAAGCAGGUGGGGGCUUCACUUCUAAAAGAGGAACUUUUGGAAGUGUUGGAAAAUUGGAAACAAUGAUGUGUGUUUCUUAUGGGCGAAUGGAAGAUUUAGUGUUCUCAGGAGCAGCUACUGGAGAUAUUUUCAUUUGGAGAGACAUUCUGCUACUGAAGACGGUGAAAGCUCAUGAUGGGCCUGUGUUUGCUAUGUAUGCGUUGGAUAAGGGCUUUGUAACAGGUGGAAAGGACGGCAUUGUGGAGCUCUGGGACGAUAUGUUUGAAAGAUGCUUGAAGACAUAUGCCAUUAAAAGAUCAGCGUUGUCAACUAGCUCAAAAGGCUUGCUUUUGGAAGAUAACCCUUCAAUUCGUGCCAUCACUUUGGGACAUGGACAUAUCCUGGUGGGAACAAAAAAUGGAGAGAUCCUGGAAAUUGAUAAGAGUGGCCCAAUGACUCUGCUUGUUCAGGGGCACAUGGAAGGAGAAGUGUGGGGGUUGGCAGCUCACCCUCUCCUGCCCAUCUGUGCAACAGUGAGUGAUGAUAAAACACUCCGCAUCUGGGAACUGUCCGCCCAGCACCGUAUGCUGGCAGUACGGAAACUCAAAAAAGGUGGAAGAUGCUGUGCCUUUUCCCCUGAUGGGAAAGCCUUAGCAGUUGGCUUGAAUGAUGGGAGUUUCCUGGUUGUAAAUGCUGACACUGUUGAAGACAUGGUCUCUUUCCAUCACAGAAAAGAAAUGAUCUCUGAUAUUAAGUUUUCAAAAGAUACAGGAAAAUACCUUGCCGUGGCAUCCCAUGAUAACUUUGUGGAUAUUUACAACGUACUUACAAGCAAAAGGGUUGGCAUCUGUAAAGGUGCUUCUAGUUAUAUUACACACAUUGACUGGGACUCUAGAGGAAAAUUAUUGCAAGUUAAUUCAGGUGCCAAAGAACAACUAUUUUUUGAAGCUCCAAGAGGCAAACGGCAUAUAAUAAGACCUUCAGAGAUUGAGAAGAUAGAGUGGGACACAUGGACCUGUGUUCUGGGGCCCACCUGUGAGGGAAUCUGGCCAGCACAUAGCGAUAUAACUGAUGUAAAUGCUGCCAGUCUUACCAAAGACUGUUCCCUCUUAGCCACUGGAGACGAUUUUGGUUUUGUUAAGCUGUUUUCAUACCCUGUCAAGGGACAGCACGCCAGAUUCAAGAAGUACGUGGGGCACAGUGCGCAUGUCACCAACGUGAGGUGGCUGCACAAUGACUCUGUGCUGCUUACGGUGGGCGGCGCCGACACAGCCCUGAUGAUCUGGACUAGGGAGUUUGUGGGGACCCAGGAGAGCAAGCUGGUGGACAGCGAGGAGUCAGACACUGACGUGGAAGAGGAUGGAGGCUAUGACAGCGAUGUUGCUAGAGAAAAGGCCAUUGACUACACCACCAAGAUCUAUGCUGUGAGCAUCAGGGAAAUGGAAGGCACCAAGCCACACCAACAACUGAAGGAAGUUUCCAUGGAAGAAAGGCAGGGAAUUGUCAAGGGAUCAAGGCCACCCGUUAGCCGAGCAGCUCCCCAGCCUGAGAAACUGCAGAAGAAUAAUAUCACCAAGAAAAAGAAACUGGUUGAGGAGCUGGCUCUAGACCACGUGUUUGGCUACAGAGGAUUCGACUGUCGCAAUAACCUGCAUUACCUUAAUGAUGGUGCCGACAUCAUCUUCCACACUGCGGCGGCUGGCAUUGUUCAGAACCUCUCCACAGGGAGCCAGAGCUUCUAUCUGGAGCACACAGACGACAUCCUCUGUCUCACAGUGAACCAGCACCCCAAGUACAGAAACGUGGUGGCCACCAGCCAGAUAGGUGAUAUUACGGAAACCCCAGGAACAACACCUUCCAUCCACAUAUGGGACGCCAUGACCAAACACACCCUCUCCAUGCUGCGGUGCUUCCACUCCAAGGGGGUGAAUUACGUCAACUUCAGUGCAACCGGAAAGCUCCUGGUGUCGGUGGGAGUGGACCCUGAGCACACCAUCACCGUCUGGCGAUGGCAGGAAGGUGCCAAGGUUGCCAGCCGAGGGGGUCACCUGGAGCGCAUAUUUGUGGUGGAAUUUCGCCCCGACUCAGACACGCAGUUUGUAUCUGUCGGAGUUAAACAUAUGAAGUUCUGGACCCUGGCAGGCAGCGCCUUGCUUUACAAGAAAGGAGUCAUCGGGUCCCUGGGAGCUGCCAAAAUGCAGACAAUGCUCUCCGUGGCCUUCGGUGCUAACAACCUCACUUUCACGGGUGCCAUCAAUGGAGACGUCUACGUCUGGAAGGACCACUUCCUCAUUCGGCUGGUGGCCAAGGCUCACACAGGCCCCGUGUUCACAAUGUACACGACCCUUCGGGAUGGACUCAUAGUGACCGGCGGAAAAGAGCGGCCGACCAAAGAAGGAGGUGCUGUAAAAUUGUGGGACCAGGAGAUGAAGCGCUGCCGGGCCUUUCAGCUGGAGACGGGACAGCUGGUAGAGUGUGUGCGCUCCGUGUGCCGUGGAAAAGGAAAAAUCUUAGUGGGAACCAAAGAUGGAGAAAUAAUUGAAGUUGGUGAAAAAAAUGCUGCUUCUAACAUCCUGAUUGAUGGUCACAUGGAAGGGGAGAUCUGGGGCCUGGCCACUCACCCUUCCAAAGACCUCUUCAUCUCUGCCAGCAACGAUGGCACAGCCCGGAUCUGGGACCUGGCUGACAAGAAGCUGUUAAACAAGGUGAGCCUGGGCCACGCGGCCAGGUGUGCAGCCUACAGCCCUGAUGGGGAGAUGGUGGCCAUUGGCAUGAAGAAUGGAGAGUUUGUCAUCUUGUUGGUGAACAGCCUGAAAGUUUGGGGGAAAAAACGAGACCGGAAAUCUGCUAUCCAAGAUAUCAGAAUCAGCCCAGACAACCGAUUCUUAGCUGUUGGUUCUUCUGAACACACAGUUGACUUCUAUGACCUCACUCAGGGCACAAAUCUGAACCGCAUUGGCUACUGCAAAGAUAUCCCAAGCUUUGUCAUUCAGAUGGAUUUUUCUGCGGAUGGCAAAUACAUUCAGGUGUCAACAGGAGCCUAUAAGCGCCAGGUGCAUGAGGUCCCCUUGGGGAAGCAGGUAACGGAAGCCAUGGUCAUUGAGAAGAUCACCUGGGCCUCCUGGACAAGCGUCCUGGGAGAUGAAGUCAUUGGAAUCUGGCCACGAAAUGCAGACAAGGCUGAUGUCAACUGUGCAUGUGUGACCCACGCUGGCCUGAACAUUGUCACAGGAGAUGACUUUGGGCUUGUGAAGCUCUUUGAUUUUCCAUGCACAGAAAAAUUUGCCAAACAUAAGCGAUACUUUGGUCACUCGGCUCACGUGACGAACAUCCGUUUCUCUUACGAUGACAAGUAUGUGGUCAGCACUGGAGGAGACGACUGCAGUGUAUUUGUGUGGCGGUGUCUGUAAAUGCCAGAAGCCUCUUACGUUACUGCUGCUGCUGCUGCUGCUACCCGCCAGCAACUGCAGAGUCCGUGCUGAGUGCCUCCUUGCCACCAGCCGUUGGGAAAUGCCUACCAUGCUGCCCUGGACACACAAGCCCAAAACACUAUGGAAGUUCCAAGACUGCACCCAUAAUUCGGACUCUCCACAACUGCGAUGCCAUGAAGGAAGGUCAAGUUGUAGAAUGUUAAGACUGCUUGCCUCUGUUCCUGAGACUAAUCACUAUACAUACUAACUACUUUGACAAAUCCUAUCUGAUAAUGUAGCCCGCUGACAAAUUUUGAAGCCUCAGUUACCCUAACCAAUAUGUAGCUUUUAAUUUGCAUCAAAACUUUUACAAAAAUGUUUUGCUAUUGUUUCUAUAUACUUCAAGAAUGUUCAUUUUUACAAAUCAGUUGAACAAGACAGCCUAAGUUAGAUGCACCGAAGUACUAGAAAUAUCGCUAGCCUCUGUUCUCCAAUUUAGCUUUCAAAACCAAAUGAGCCAUGUAUAGAGAAGUUAAGAAACUUAAUUUUUUAAUGUUUCAUUUGCAGAGUUUUAUAUCCAUUAAGUGCCUUUGAGAGUUUCCAGUUGCGUGGGCUGCUGUCUCACUUCCCACCAAUUUCUCCUUUCUCCAUAUGGUGCUAAAACUUCAAAGCUGAAGAGGGCUGCAGGAUCCUUAGCAGAUUCAGUGUGUCACCUUUGUCCUGUGUUCAUGCCAAGGCUUCCUAAAUGAAAGACAUCAGUCACCUGCUUAUAGGAAGGUGAGCAGCAAAGGAAUUGAAGUUUGGGGCGGGGUAGAAUGGGUUUUCAUUGUGUUUCGUGCCAAACCCACAAAAUCCAAAAUAGAAUUCAAAUUAAACAAACUUCUAUAAAAUGGAAGGGGAAAAAGGCUCAGGUAGAUCCAGGAGAAUGAGCUGACUUAUCUUGUUAAAUCUUAAGCUAAAUAAGAUAACCCAAGGCUGCACCUUGGUGUACCACACUGAGUGGAGUAGAGGUGACUCCACUGAUUGCUUCAGGCGAACUAGACAGGUCAAGUCCAGAUUAUAAAAAAAUUCUCCGUAAACAAAUUGUAAAUCCAAGGAAUAGCUGGUAAAUCGAAACUAUAAAGUGAGUUAGAAUUCCUCGGAGUUGGUUGUAUGGUAGAAUAUGACUUGGACAAUCUUUACCAGGAGCCAUCCAAAAGCCCCCUCUGUCAUACUUUCCAUGUAGCUGACCAGUGACUACAGUAGUUGGCUGACAGUGCUCACUGAAAGGAGUUGGUGAGGGACCGGUAGGUCUGACCACAUGGAUGCCUAUUCGUCCUUCCAGUCAGUGAACUAAAAUUCUAGAUCUAUUGUUACUGGCUACUUGUAUUUGUCAGUUUAGAGAAAAGGUAAAAUGAAGCAUUUUUGACUAACAUUUACCACAGAAGUGCUUCAGCAUUCUAAAUGGAUUAGAUCACUCAUUAAGCUAUUUUUAUAUGCCAAUUUACUAAUGCCUUACAUCAAUCCACUAAUAGAUUGUUGGGCCAACAGUAGAGUCCCUAUGCAGUCCCAAUUCUGUUUUCUGUAACCAUGUGACUGGUAAUGCUGAGUGAUAACCAUGUCUGCCUAUACUGUACUAGACUCUUCAUACUGAUCGGAUCUUGCAUUGAAAUAACCAUGUGGAAGAACAAUGAAUUGAUUAACAACAUGUACAUCCGUAUUUAAAGAGCAAUAGUGUCCGUGUGUCAUGAACUUAUUUGUAAAUGUUUAUAUGGUAUGAUUUUAUGUAGGUUCAUAAAUCCUGCACUGUAUGAUAUGUGUUAAAAUAUUGGUGCAUGAAUUUAUUUUCAAAGUAUAAAACACAUCAUCACUUAAAAACAUUUUAUGUGUCAAAUAAAUUUGAUUACAUAAACAUA